This is a messenger RNA of Ceratosolen solmsi marchali, 2021 nucleotides long. It is a transcript of the gene IntS10, whose product is annotated as integrator complex subunit 10. The record is from RefSeq and is a predicted model, not a curated record. Gene Ontology annotation, biological process: snRNA processing. The transcript is spliced from 8 exons. Gene Ontology annotation, cellular component: integrator complex. NCBI's taxonomy places the organism in Eukaryota, Metazoa, Arthropoda, Insecta, Hymenoptera, Agaonidae. The coding region runs from base 66 to 1946 and encodes 626 amino acids.
UAUGCUCAUUUCAGUAAUAAUAAUUUUGUACUAUAGAAGAUAUUUUUAUUUAUAUUCGUAAUAUCAUGCUGGACAAAACAGAAAUGCCCGAGAAUCAACAAUUGUCGAAAGAAGAUUACUUAAUAAGACGUGCUAAUGAAGCUUUGUCGACUGAUAUUUAUGCUGCCAAAUCUUGGUUAAUAACUGCGAAAUCCUUGUUUCCACAUAGUGCCAAAAUUCAGUUCGAAGCCUAUCGAGUGGAGAAAUUGUCCAAGAAUGUCAAGGAGGCAGCAAAGUGCUUUAGCGAAAUAUUUCAGAAUUUUCCAGACGAUCGAGAUAUAUGGAAAGAGAUUGAAAGAAUAACUUUCUCGUUGAGAUCGGAGCAGUGCGACGAAGAUGCGGAAUUAUUGUGUCACAUGUUCCAACAUAUACCGCAGGAUCUUCAACAUCGUUUGCUUAUUAUGACAGCAGAUCAUAGCGAAGAUACAAUGGAGCAUUGCAAAUUAUUGUUACUCUUGUUAAAGCGAUUUCCUCAAACUAUUUCCACUCAUGGACCACGGUUAGUUGAGACGUUAUUAACAGCCGAGAAACAUAGUCAUCCUGGAAAGGCUGUCAAUGGAUUUAGAAAAUUAUUAGUUUGCGAAGCAUUGCCACUUCUCGGCGCUGCACCCGUCGAAUUAAAUGCAAGACUAAGCUUAAGAUUACUUUGUAAAGCAGUAGAAUUCUACUUUGCUUAUAUACAGCAACCUCAAGAUACUCAAAUUAUAAAACCAUGGGAUAAAUUGUUCCAAGUAGUGGAAUUGAUUGGAAAGAAAUUGGGAUGGGAACUAAGUAACUUAUUUACGUUACCAUGGAAUCGAGAAGUAUACUGCGACCGACUUCAACAGUACACCAAUGCACAUUCUUCAGGAUUAUGCGAUGAAAUUGUUGUAAGGCAAUUGCUUAUCUGCUCGGUGGUAAUUUUAAUAAGGAUAUUGAACGAGCAUACGGCUUUAAUCAAUAAUGAUGAAAUAUCUUAUUGCCUUGUCGAAGCUUUCAUCGAUACUCUUCCAGUCGCAGAGCCAAAAGUUAAAAAACGAAAAAGAGAAGAGUCUUUAGGAAUCACAAUUACAAGCGAUGGAGAAUACAGUGGUAAUGGAUUGGCCUUAGCUGUUAAAUUAUACGAUCUUAUACAUAGUAGUGAAUAUUUACAAAGAGAAACUGUUAAAAUAAUUCAACAAAUGCGCUUAGAAACGUGGUUAAAUCCAUUUUUAAAUGAUCUUGCAAUGUAUAAAGGUAUGCAUCAUGAUUUAUUGUUGAGACUUCCUCAAGAAACAAAUACACUAUGUGCUCAACUUCGAUUGGCUAGUACAUGUUUCUUUGUUAAAGACUACAAGUCAAUGAUUGAGUAUAUAACAUUAGUAGCAAAUUCCUUACCAAAUUCAGAAGGAAAAGUAUCCAACAAUCUUACUGUUCCAGCAGUUAGACAUCUACAUUACUUAACUCUAGCUAGGUUUCCCGUUUUACAGUAUUGUUGCAGAUUGCUUAUUUCCGCUAUAAAAGAUAGUUUUGCAUGGCCAGGCGGAGCCGGGGACUUGGCUAUCGGUCAUGCAUUAGUUUUAAUGCAAAUUGAUUGGCCACAAGAAGCUAUGAUGCUAAAUGUUAUUACAAAAAAAAUAUUGAAUCGGAGAUCCUUUUGUUACCCUCUAUUUCAAGCUUAUAUUAUAUCUGUUGAUAUUUUAGAAGAGUUGACGUAUUUAUGGACCGAUCAUGGCGGAGGUGUACAUUUAGAUAUCGCUGUUAACACUGGAAUUUUACAAAAUCGCAGAAUCUCAACACGAGGAACGGAUAAAGGGGCACGAGAAGAAGUAAAGCAAACGAUGAGGCGACAGGCAGCUAGAGAUGGAGUUGACGCUCUCGAUGAAUUACUACAAAGAUUUAUUCUUAAUGAAAAGAAAGCCUUGCAACAUAGUUUAAUUGUACGAUAAUAAAUUGUAAAUUGAAUAUCUUUUAUAUUAUUAAUAAAUGUUUAAAUUUUACUCUUCUUAGUCAUUGGCUUUGCU